GGUGGAAAACCCUCCGAGUGCCUUCUCGGCGGACGAGGUUUUGGCAUAGUAUUUUUCUCAGCCCUGGCGGCCGUGUUGGUCAUAGCGACGUUCCUGGAUGUGUGGAGCCAGUGCUUUCAACAGCAGGGACUUCGGACAGGUCCUGUCAAGUACCUGCUGGUGUUCUCGGUCAGCCGCAACCUGCAGAAGCUCUUCCACCUGGACAUAUCGAAGAACCCUGGCGUUAUCUCCUGUCUACAUGGAAUCAGGUUUCUGUCCAUAUGCUGGGUCGUGUUGGGUCACCAAGUAUGCUUAUUCUAAUUUAUCUCGCGUCCAAUCCCACCGAAUUACCUGAGCUGGUGAAACCCGCUGCUUUCCAGAUGAUCGCUAACGGAGACCUGAGUGUCGACACCUUCUUCCUCAUGAGUGGGACACUAGUAUGCCUCAGUGUGUUGAAACAGAUGUCCCAAACGGGGAAAUUCAACGCGGCUCUUUACUACCUGCACAGAAUUAUCAGGCUCCUGCCUCCCAUCGCCAUGACCGACGCUUUCCUAGCCACAGUGUCCGGCCUCUUGGUGACGGGUCCUCUCGCUGGCCUCUACCGUAGUUUCUACCUCAAGGGCUGUCGUCACUCCUGGUGGAUGGACGUCACCUUCAUCAGUAACCUGCUGUUCCCGUACCUCGCCGACAUGGGGAAGACGAACGAGGCAGCAACUUGCCUGCCGCAUUGUUGGUAUACUGGCGUCGACACACAACUGUACAUACUGGUGCCGCUAGUUCUGCUACCACUCUAUUAUCGGAAGAAACAAGGACGCCUGUGGAUGGCCUUCUGGACGGCCGCCUCCCUCGCCGUUCCCACCGUUCUGAUCGGCGCGUACGACCUGUGGCCCGCCAGCAUGCUUUCGUUAGACACCGAAGCAAGUAUACAGUAUAACUACAAGGUGUAUCUCAUGCCGUGGUGCCGAGCGAGCCCGUACCUGGUGGGACUCUGGACGGGCUACAUCCUUCAUACGGCGAAGAAUUCUCCCGAAUACAUGAAGCUUACGGCAAGUCAAGUGUGGGCGGGAUGGGCGGCAGCGACUGGCGUGGCCUUGGCUGUGGUGUUCGGCAUAGCGCGGUACAACGACCCAUCGCCCGGCACCCCGCAGAUGUCCCUGGCGGAGGCGGUGCUGUACGGAGGCCUGCAUAGGGCGGCGUGGGCGGCAGCGGUGGCAUGGGUGGUUGUCGCUUGCCACUGGGGGUACGGGGGUCCGGUAGACUGGUUCCUUUCCCAUCCAUGCUGGCAACCCUUAAGUCGUCUCACUUACUGUAUCUACCUCACAUCUCUACCGAUACAGUUUGCUCUCCAGUAUUCUUUAGUACGGCCACACUACUACACAAAUCUUGCUAAGAUACAAGAGACGUGCGGUGUGCUUUUCAUCGUGAUCUUAGUAUCGGUUGCCCUCACGUUGGUCUCGGAGUCGCCAGUCCUAGGCCUUGAGAAACUGCUUUUGAGGCCUCCAGCACCAACGAGGUAUGAGACGCCAAUUUUGAAACCAGAUGAGCUGCCAUCUGCCAGCAGUACCGACACCGAGGAAUGCUCAGCGAAUGUCCAAAGUGAGGAUGGCCCGCAAUGUGAACAAGUACCUGGUAACGCUGAUUCCGAAAUUAGUGAGCUUAAAUAAUGGCAAGGAAAUUAAUGCUGAACAUAGACAACAAAUGUUAAUUAAAAUUCAAUAUAUUCCAUAUUUAAUUGUAAUAGGUGAGUGAAAUAAAUAUAUAUAUAUUUUA
Molecule: messenger RNA, 1749 nt
Organism: Penaeus vannamei (Pacific white shrimp)
Lineage: Eukaryota; Metazoa; Arthropoda; Malacostraca; Decapoda; Penaeidae
Source: RefSeq, a predicted model, not a curated record